AUGCGGCACUAUCCAUCAAUCAUACCCGCAACCUGCAACCACCCAGAGUGUGUGACAACACAACAGAAGAUCCUCCAAUCUGACCAGUACACUGGUACCGCACCUCAAAUCGCGUCUCAAGACUAUCCUCUGCCGCAGGACCUUGCGAAUAAUUCUAUGAACCUUUCUUUCCUUCGCACCUGCCGUCAGAUCUACUAUGAAGCCCGACAUAUACCCUAUAUGCGCACUAUUUUUUCACCCAGCAAGUUGGAACUUUCUCCAAAUUUCCAUUUUGCUUGCAUCGCUGGCAAGUUCAAUCGAUACAAUAUCUCAAAAUAA
Messenger RNA from Aspergillus luchuensis, 318 nucleotides. RefSeq lists its product as uncharacterized. The transcript has a single exon. NCBI's taxonomy places the organism in Eukaryota, Fungi, Ascomycota, Eurotiomycetes, Eurotiales, Aspergillaceae. The record is from RefSeq and is a predicted model, not a curated record. The coding region runs from base 1 to 318 and encodes 105 amino acids.